AGCAGUGUCAGUUGUCAUGGUGUAAUCUGUUGUUAAUUGACGUUUAGAAUGUUUACAGAGGAAUUUCUUUAAUUAUUAAAACAAAUGUUUAUAUUUGUGACCCAAUGAUGAUAAAGUAUGUAACAGAAACAUAUCAGCAAUGAACAGGACUUACUAUCAUUCAUUCGAAUUUAAUACAGAUAAAAUCAUUCAGAACUCGUCAAACCUGAAAAAUAUUUCAUAAGAGAAAAAGCAAUGAGAAAUUUAUUUACCAAGGUUGAUAGCAUAUUUAGCAAAACAAACUAAACAAAUAUCUGAUUUUUAUAUACUAUGUGUUAUACAGAUAAAUUAACUAGCAAAAAUGGAUGAUUACAAAUUCCUUUUCAAAGUCGUUUUAGUCGGGAACGCAGGCGUUGGAAAAACGUGUCUUGUGCGGCGUUUCACACAAGGACUUUUUCCACCUGGCCAGGGUGCUACCAUAGGAGUGGAUUUCAUGAUUAAAACUGUUGAAGUUGGGAAUGAAAAAGUAAAAUUACAGAUAUGGGAUACUGCUGGUCAGGAACGGUUCAGGUCAAUUACCCAAAGCUAUUACAGGUCUGCUCAUGCCCUUAUAUUAGUGUACGAUAUUUCUUGCCAGCCCACAUUUGACUGCUUACCAGAUUGGUUGCGAGAAAUCGAAGAGUAUGCUAGCAGUAAGGUAUUACGUGUGCUUGUUGGUAACAAAAUAGAUAGAGAAGAUAGAGAAAUACCAGCUCAUGUUGGCGAAGAAUUUGCAGAAAGACACAAUAUGUACUAUCUGGAAACUUCGGCAAAAGAAUCAGACAAUGUAGAAAAACUGUUCAUGCAAAUAGCGGAAGAUUUGAUGAAGCAAGCCAGAAGUAAAGAUCUUCCAAGGUAUAAUUCUAACAGCCAAAAUCUUAAUGGCAGAACUUCAACAAUCAGCGACUCUAGUUGUUGUAGCAAACUCAACUAGGUCUGAAUUGCAUCUUUCUAGUACUAAUUUUUUUUUUUCAUUUCAUAAAGGUGCUAGUUUACUUUUUUAGGUAUCUCUUAAUAGCUACUUAUUGUUACUACUAGUCAAGAGGAAGAGGAUGUUAUUUGUUGAAUUUUAACUUUGUUGUAGCUGUCUAUUAUAACGAAUUAUUAAGUAUAUUCGAAAAAACUUUUUUAUAGUGCUUCCCGCUUGGAUAUCAGAUCAAAAUUUAGUGAACAACUUUUUUGUAGCUCUUUUUGGUUCAAAUAUUUUUAAGUUGCUCAGUCAACUGUGUAAAGACUUUUUUAAAACUGAGCUUUACCUCAGCAGCAGUUCCUCAUAACAUCAGUGUUGAUUGUAGAAUUACAAACUAUAGUUUUGUUUCUGCAAUUUUCGUAUUGUUUUUCAACUGUGUCAAUUGUAAAGUCAGUUUAAUUUAUUACUUCACUAUUACUAUUAUGGCAGCUAGUUGGGUGAUUAUAGAUUUAUCAUAUUUUUAUAUUUAUUUACAUUUUUUUAGAAUUCGGUUAGCAGGGCCAAGUACUUAAUAUUUUUUAUAUUUCAUGAUAAGAAAUAAUUCUUAUUAUUUGUGUGGUAGUGUGGUUCCAGGUAUGUGCAACAUAAUUAUAAUUAUCCAGUACCUUCCGUAAGAGCAUUGAUUCAAGUAUUGACUAUACCACAUCAAUAAGUAAAAAUUAUUAAACCAAUAAGUUGGUCUCAAUCCAAUUGUUAAUAUUCUAAAUGUUAAUAAAAAACCUAGCAAGUGCAAUUUUGUAUCCUGUUUUGUAGUUUUCAUUGGAUGGCACUAAUCUGAACAUUUUUUUGAAAAUUUCUUUGGUUUGAAUUCGGUCUUGUCAAAAAAUAAGUGAAUCGGAGACAAGAACAAAUUUAAUCUGGUAGAUCAUACGAGAUUGGUAUUUCAUUUGGAGCACAUGUAAUUUUUCUGAGUUGGCUUCUCUUUGUAUUUAAACUCAAAAAUGGGCAAUACACACAACAUCUACAUAUGACAGCUAACGCUAAUGGCAAAUAUAACACAGUAGCCAACUCAGAAAAUAUACUUAUGCUACAAACAAAAGCCUCAUUGAUAUAGAUGAUAAAAAAAAUAUAAUGAAAAUGACUUUCAAAUAGCGAAUGAAAAUAAAAAAUGGAUAAUAAAAACAUCAUGUAUGCAUUAAAACUGACACUAAUGAUAGAUACAUAGAGUCGCCAACGUAGGAGGAACAAUGCAGGUACUCCAAACGAAAUUCUCAUCUGAUAUGAUCUAUUGGCAAGAAUCUUUCAAAAUAGUGUAUAAACAACAUAUUGAGGUCCUCAUCUAAAUUCAUUUUUGUAAUGAACAAAAAUGUUAAAAUGUGUCUGUGUAUUGAAUUGAUCUAUAAAAAUUAUUCCAACUUGAAAUUUUCUGCAUAUUCUCGCAAUGAUUCAGAUAAUAUUUUAAUUUUGGAAGAUUAGAAAAUUCAGUUUUUUUAAAAUUGAGGAAUUAUUUGUUAUGUAUUUUUCAAAUUAUAUCUCUUGCAAAAGCAAAUAAUUAUCUGAAGCUUGCGUAGUAAAAUUGUAUAUACUAACAUGAAUAAGGCUGGAUCUUCAAAACAAAAAAAUAUACAAAAUAUGGUUUUAUGAUGAAAAGGCAAAUUCAUAUCAAAAGAAUUCUUCAAUAAAUGUGAUUUUCGUUACAGUGGCAUCAAAAGUCAAUACUAGCUCUAUAAGAAAGUCGGGCAAUAACUUUUGUGUUGGCAGAAUUGUUAGCCCGCCCGUACACGGACCACAUAUUUGCAGUUGA
Leptinotarsa decemlineata (Colorado potato beetle) is the source of this 2732-nucleotide messenger RNA. It is a transcript of the gene Rab30, whose product is annotated as RAS oncogene family member Rab30. Gene Ontology annotation, molecular function: GTPase activity; GTP binding. The record is from RefSeq and is a predicted model, not a curated record. Lineage: Eukaryota; Metazoa; Arthropoda; Insecta; Coleoptera; Chrysomelidae.